AUGGAAAAGGACCUGCCAGUCAAGACCCCCAAAUCCUCAAAAGAAAAAGACUCCUUCUCGCCUGACCUCUAUGCUGCAAAUGCCUACACCCUAAUCUCAUCACUUAUAGCUGCAUACCGCCCCACGCAUGUGCUCAUAGAGCGUCAGCGCUUCCGCUCAGGCGGGAGCAGUGCCGUUCUUGAAUGGACGCUGCGCGUUGGCUUGUUGGAGGGCAUGCUGUACGCUGUUCUGCAUACGCUCCGACAGGAGAGGGGCGGGGAAGUUGCGGAUUUGGUUAUUUGGGGUGUUGAGCCGAGACGGGUAGUCAGGUAUUGGCUUGAGGACCGUUCUGGGAUAUCAGAUUCAGGGAAAGGAGAUGUGGAAAAAUCCGAAGUCGGGGAAAAGGUGAAGGAGAAGAGACUCAACGCUCGAGAAGUGAAGAAGGCUAAGAUCGAUCUUGUUGGACGGUGGCUUUCUGCUGCGAUGCAGGGUACCAAUUCUUGUCUGGAGACGGGCGGGGGUAUUAAGAAGCUCGAUCUGGGUAUUGCUGCCGACGAUAAGAUAGUGCUUGCGGAUAAAUCUGAGUGUCCUGCUCUGCAUGGUGUUGCGGGUGCGUAUAUGCGGAAAUGGCAGGGCCAGACGCAGACGUCGAAGAAGGGAAAAGGGAAAGGGUCUCAUGCUUUGAAGAGUGGAUCCCUUUCUCCAUUGCCUGUAUCCCCUCAGUCUGAUAUGGUGGACGAGGUGGCCGCUGUUGAUCCGGGGAAACUCGAUGAUCUGGCAGAUUGUUUGUUGCAGGGUGUGACAUGGGUUGAAUGGCAAAUUAUGCGGGAUCGGAUUGCGAGAGAAGGGGUUGAAGCGUUGGAUUCGAUACCAUAA
Messenger RNA from Penicillium mononematosum, 855 nucleotides. RefSeq lists its product as uncharacterized. Lineage: Eukaryota; Fungi; Ascomycota; Eurotiomycetes; Eurotiales; Aspergillaceae. Gene Ontology annotation, molecular function: crossed form four-way junction DNA binding; DNA endonuclease activity; Y-form DNA binding. The coding region runs from base 1 to 855 and encodes 284 amino acids. Gene Ontology annotation, cellular component: mitochondrion. The transcript has a single exon. The record is from RefSeq and is a predicted model, not a curated record.